Messenger RNA from Malaya genurostris, 2584 nucleotides. It is a transcript of the gene Rbpn-5, whose product is annotated as rab GTPase-binding effector protein 1. Gene Ontology annotation, biological process: endocytosis. Lineage: Eukaryota; Metazoa; Arthropoda; Insecta; Diptera; Culicidae. The record is from RefSeq and is a predicted model, not a curated record. Bases 337 to 2343 code for a protein of 668 amino acids. The transcript has 5 exons. Gene Ontology annotation, cellular component: intracellular membrane-bounded organelle. Gene Ontology annotation, molecular function: GTPase activator activity; metal ion binding; growth factor activity.
UUGAACGAGCGUGUGUCAAAAAGAGAAAACCAAAAUAUUACAACAGCAGUCAGAAAAAAAGGAAAUUUGGUGCUCUUUCGCGUAACAUUUCAUCACAUCUUCUCGUUUGUUGUAAAUUUUGUGUCGUUUAAUCAACCUAUCGUCGUAAAAUCCCAGCCUGUGGAACCCGUGUCCGCUAGAGGAGAGACCAAAUCAGAAAAAAACAGUGAAAUCACAUAUGCGAUGACUGGUACAUUAUUGUGUGAAAAAAGUUCGUAACACUACUCUUCCACUGUUUGGUGCAGUCGAAGAAAUUUUUGCUACCUGAACAAAGCGCCCUAGUAGCCACUGGUGGAGAUGCUGGAGCCAAAUAGUGAUCUGAAACAGCAACCACAACAGCAGCAGCAGCAACAGCUAGAGGUAGAUAAUAAUCUCGGGAAUGCAGUUCCGACCCAAACGAAAACCACACAGGAAGUGACAAUGGUUCGUGAAUUGCAGCAGGAACUGAAACGUACCCGCGAUGAGUUCAAUCAACAGCGAGCUAAGAUGAAAGAAAUAUAUCUAGCCAAAGAAGCGGAAUGCAAGCGGCUGGCUAAGGAAGCAAACCUUGUCCGGAAGGAGCUGGAAGAGAGCAAAUCGCAGAUGAUGGUCAUCGAGUACAGUCGGGAGAAAGACCAGGAGGAACAGAACCGACGGACGCAGGAGGAAAUUAAUACCCUGCAACAACUGGUGCAGGAAACGGUUGAUGAAUCCACCUUCUGUCAGGCCGAGAUACGACGACUGGCGGAGGAAAAUGAACGACUGAAAACCGAACAGCAGGAACUGAAGGAGGCACUGGUAUCAGCGCAACAGGAUUCACCUGGACUGGCACCGGUGCUCAAUCAGGCUAAGAAGAUUAUGCGCAAGCUCGGUGCAUCGGACUCCGGUAGUCACGACAGCCUGGAGGAUUCGAUGCGGAAGGUAAACAAAUAUGCUCAGGAAGAUGCGGAAGUUCUGCGAUCGCUGGUGGUGCCCCUGGAAGAGGAGAUAAAAACGCUGAAAGAGAAACUACGCAACGCCUACGAGGAAAUGGAAAAUCAACGGGGAGACGGUAGUCGGAAACCGCCGGAAUCCGCUCUGGUAGGAAUGUUGAAGGAAGCGGGUAAAAUCGACGCUAAAACUGAAACCGUAACUGAAAAUGCUAAGGUUGAACCGGCAACGUCGUCAUCGGCUGUAGCAUGCGAAAUGUGUUCCACCGGUGAGGAAAAAUUGGCCCAAUGCCAAGAGUUGUUGAAUGGUGAGAAGUUGAAGGUGCUGCAGCUGGAGAAAAGUGUCGAACGGAUGAAAGAAGAACUGGCCAAGGAAGGAGCCAUGCGUGGUGAUUUGGAAACGCAGUGGCAACAGAAACGGGAAGAGCACAAAACCGAAGUGCAACGAUUGAGCGAACAGACCAGCAAAGCGGAACAGGAACUGUGCAAGCUGCGGAAAGGUUACGGACAGUUGAAGCAAAGCGUCAAUGACGAACUGCAGAAGCUUACGGAAGAACGGGAACAGGUCUAUCGACAUCUGGACAUGCUCCAGAAGGAUAAUGACUUUCUGUCCGGAAAAUAUCUGGAGAAUUCGGAAAUGCUCAAAGAUCAGGAGAUUAACCUACCCCAGAACAUCGAUGAGUUGCACGAGCUAGUGCUGACGCUGCACGAGAAUCUGAUUGUCACCAAAACCGGUUGUGAGUUUGCCGAGCGGAAAACGAUGAGUAUGCAGGAUGAAGUCACGUUGCUACGGGACCAGCAGCACCUGCGCGAGCGUGAUUUGCGUCGUGUAGAAAGAGAUUACUCCAACAAAUUGACGCAACAGGAGGAACAACUGCGCCAGCAGUAUCAGCAUUAUCAGAAGUUGGCCGCCUUGAAGGAGGAUUUGGAACGAGCCGACACGGAAAACAAACGACAAAUAUCCGACCUACGAAUGCAAACGAUCGAACUACAGGCAACCAAUGAGAAGUUGGACAAGCAGAAUGCCGAUCUGCGCAAUAAGAUGAGUGUCCUGCAGGAGGAUUUGGCCAACAACGAAGCCGUACAGAAGGACUUUGUAAAGUUAUCGCAAUCGCUGCAGAUGCAACUGGAGAAGAUCCGUUCGGCCGAUACCCAGGUUCGCUGGCAGGACGAGGACGAUGUCGAUCAGUGUCCGAAUUGUCGGAAAGAAUUCACGGUGACACGGCGAAAACAGCACUGUCGCCAUUGUGGAACCAUCUACUGUCAGCCCUGUCUGGCGAAAACGGUUCCUUCCGGUACCAAUCGGCGACCAGCGCGGGUUUGCGAUGUGUGCCAUACGCUGCUGGUUCAGGACACGGCUCCGUACUUCAGCCGGGAACCACCGCAAUCGCCGUAGACACCACCGAGCUCAUAGACAGGCUCAUACAACCCUUCCAUACAAAAACACACACACACACACACACACGGGCGCGCACGGGGGAUAUCCGAGCUACUUAGGGCUGUAUCCAAAGCAAGACGAAAAAAAAACUGGGGCAUCGUUACGGUAUAGGGGUGCAUGUUUUUAUUCUUUAAAUUUUAGUGUAAAUUUACCUUCGCUUUGUCGUAAUUGGAGAUUAGAAGAAAGAAAACUUUACUAA